ACGUUUUGGAAACCAAUUCCUCUCUUGACGGUUUCGUUCUAACGAGUUCGCAACUGGCUACGAACCAUAGAACCCCAUCGUGGCAUCAGCAAAAGCCUAGCUAAAUCCAGAAACUCAGGCACGCUCGAGUCACAGGUGUCUUUAGCGUGGGCCGGGGCAGCUCCUAUUGCAGAAGGUCGCUGCUGGAGCCGCCUUGGAGUCGCCGCGCCUGCGCGUCCUGCUCCUCCUCCCUGCCACGGGGCGGCCUCUCCGCGCCUCCUAGGCGCCUCCGAGCGGGAGUCCCAUUCUCGCCGCGCCUCCCGUUCUCUCCGCGCCUCCCGUUCUCUCCGCCCUUCCCGCGUUCUCCACUCCCACGGUUUUCCUCCCGCGCGCCACACACCGCCGCCCGUGCGGCAGCCAGCGGCGGCGAAGAGCCGGUAGCUUUAGCCGGUAGCUUUAGCCGGUAGCUUUGGGGCGGCAGGCGGGCGCGCGAGGGUGGCGGGAUGGGGCGGCCGAAGCAGAAGAAGGCGCAGCUGAAGCGGGGCAGGCGGAACGCCAGGCCGGCAGACGCGGCGCGCGCACUCCAGGAUGAUGGCGCCUCGCCGCUGGCGCUCGGGGCGGACGGCGGCGCGACGGAGGUCGGCGGCGGCAGCAACGCGCUCAUCAUCGCGCCGUCGGCGCGCGGCGGGCGCGAGCAGCGGCGCGAGCGGACGGAAGGGACACAAGCUGACUCGGAUUCUGACGCUGACGUGGCUGCUGACGUGGCGCUGGACAACGAUGACGUGGAGAUGGUGGACGAGCGCAAGAAGCGGCGCAACAGCAAGCGGCUGCAGAGGAAAAUGCGGCGCAUCCAGGAGGAGAAGGAGAAGAAGGUGAAGCGCCGGCACGCCAUGCACCUGCUGCAGCAGCACGAGGCGUCGCCCACAGCGCUGCACCUCAUGGCGCCCAGCAGCACGCUGGGGCAGAGCGGCAGCACCAAAGCCAAGGUGCAACGCGCAAUGGCGUUUGUCAAAGCCGGACUGACACCCCCCCCUGAGCUGCAGACACUGCUGCUGCGGGAGAGACGCGGAGGGGCGAGAGAGGAGAGCGCGGUGGAUGGUGAGGAGAGUGAGGAGGAGGGGAAUGGUGGGUUGGCGUGGAAAGAAGAGAGGGGAAGAGGGAGGAGUGGGGAGGAAGGUGGGGAAGGGAGAGGGGUGGGUGAGGGGAGUAGAGAGGCGGCAGGGAAGGACGAGGACGAACAGGAGGGCGAAUUGCAGAUGGCCAAGGCUGGGACGGCGGACGGUGGUGCGGCUGUGAGAGAGGCCAGGCAGAGCAGCCGGGAGUACAGGGAGAGACACAAGGAGGACGCAAGAGAGGAGGGGGAGGUCAGUGAUGAUGGUGAGGAGGAGGGGGGAGGGGAGGAGGAGGAGGGAGGGGAGGAGGAGGAGGAGGGAGGUGAGGAAGAGGAUGAAAGGGAGGAGUGUGAGGAAGUGAGGAAGGAGGCCGAGGGGCAGGAGGAUCGAGGUGGAGCGAUGAGCCACCAGAGAAUGGCGGCCAGCCAGGAUAGCCAGCAGCAAGGCGUGAAGGGCCACCAGGAGGGGAUGGAGGAAGCUGCGAGGAAGGAGGAGAGUCUCAAGGAUGACGUCAUCAUGAGUGAAUGCUGUAGGGGUGAAGGGCAGCAGCAGCAGCAGCAGGCACAGGCAGGGCGGGCAGAGGAGGGAAGGCUGGGAGGGGAGAAUGGGGAGGGAGAGGAGGGAGGGGCAGGAGGGGCGGGAGGGGUUGGUGGUGCGAGGGGCGAGGAGGAGGGCAAGGCAGGGCGGGGCGGCAAGCUGUGGGUGCACGUGCAGCGGCGCGCCGAGAUAGAGGCGCAGCGCGGGGGGCUGCCGGUGGUGGCGAUGGAGGCGGACAUCAUGGAGGCCGUGGCGGCGAGCAGCGCCGUCAUCGUGUGCGGGGAGACGGGCUCGGGCAAGACCACGCAAGUGCCGCAGUUCCUCUACGAGGCUGGCUUCGGCUCCUCCCUGCCAGGCGGCACGCCAGGAAUGAUAGGCGUGACGCAGCCGCGCAGAGUGGCGGUGCUGGCAACGGCCAAGCGCAUCGCAGACGAGAUGGGGGUCACUGUGGGCCGCGAGGUGGGCUACCAGGUGCGCUACGACCGCCACGUGGCGGCCGGCCCUGGCGGCACGGGCGGCACAGCGAUAAAGAUCAUGACAGACGGCAUUUUGCUGCGCGAGGUGCAGGCGGACGUGCUCUUGAGGAGGUACAGCGCGGUGAUCCUGGACGAGGCGCACGAGCGCAGCGUCAACACCGACAUCCUCAUCGGGCUGCUCUCAUGCAUCGUGCCGCUCCGACAGAAGCUCUACAACGAAGCCAAGAGCAGCAAGCACCCCUCCUCCGCGCCCCUGCCGCCCCCCCUGAAGCUGAUCAUAAUGAGCGCCACGCUGCGCGUCCAAGACUUCACCCUCAACCCGCGCCUCUUCCCCUCGGGCCCGCCGCCCGUGGUCUCCGUGCCCGCGCGCCAGUUCCCCGUCACCGUGCACUUCGCCCGCCGCACCGAGCUCGUGGACUACAUCCGGGCAGCCGAAAAAAAGGUUUCGGCGAUCCACAGGCGGCUGCCCGCCGGAGGGGUUCUGGUGUUUCUGACCGGGCAGCGAGAGGCGGUGGCAGAAGGGGUAGUGGAUGAGAGCGACGAUGACUACGAGGAGGAGGAGGAAGAUGAGGAGGAGGAGUGGGAGACGUGGGGAUUGCUAGGGGGAGAGCAGGGGGAGUUGCAGGCGGGAGAGGGAGCGGGUGAUGGAGCACAGUCGAGCGGCGCUGCUGCUGCUCAUGCCUCAAAGGAGGCAGCCAGCAAUCAGAGCCCCUGGGAGGGUGUGGCGCCGCUCUCGCAGCUGCUGCACGCCGCGGGCAGCACGGGUGCUGGCGGGCGGGCAGGUGCAGAAGCAGCAGGAGGGGGAGGCAGGAUGGCGGAUGAGGGGGGUAAUGGGGGGGCGGGGGGAGAGCAGGCGGAGGGGGCAAGGGCUGAUGGGACGAAUGGAGAAGAAGGGAGCGAGAGGGGCAAGCAAGGGGCAGGUGCCGUGGAUGGGCAGCAGGGGCAGCAGGGGCAGCAGGGGCCGGGCGGCAUGUAUGUGCUGCCGCUGUAUGCGAUGCUGCCAGCAGCGCAGCAGCUGAAGGUGUUCGGUGCGGUGCCCGAGGGGUGCCGCUUGGUGGUGGUUGCCACCAACGUGGCUGAGACCUCCAUCACCAUCCCAGGCAUCCGCUACGUGGUGGACAGCGGGCGGGCCAAGGUCAAGCACCACGCAGUGGGGUCAGGCUUGGCGCGCUUCACAGUGGAGUGGAUCUCCCGGGCCUCCGCAGACCAGCGCGCAGGCAGGGCGGGGCGCACAGGGCCGGGGCACUGCUACCGGUUGUACUCGAGCGCGCUGUUUGGCAACGAGCUGGAGGCGUUCGGGCGGGCGGAGAUAGAGCGGACGCCGAUAGAAGGGGUGGCGCUGCAGAUGAAGGCCAUGGGCAUCGAUAAGGUUCUCAACUUCCCCUUCCCCACGCCCCCCGACCCGCACUCCCUCGCCUCCGCCCUGCGCUGCCUGCAACACCUCUCCGCCCUCUCCCCCUCCGCCUCCCCUUCCCUCCCCUCGCCCUCCCCCUCUCUCUCCUCGCCCUCCAUCACCCCUCUGGGCCGCGCCAUGGCGUGUCUGCCAAUCAGCCCCCGCCACGCGCGCACCCUGCUUGCGGUCCUGGUAGAAGCUGCCAGGAAGGUUCCUGUGGCGGAUCUGAUGGGUGGCAGAGAGGGGAGUGAGGAGCGGGAUGAGGAGGAGGAGGUGGGGCGGGUGAGUGCAGUGGUGGUGCGGUAUGCCAUCGCCGUGGUGGCGGCCAUGAGUGUGGACAGCCCCUUUCUCCGUGACCAGGGAGGCACGGCGGGCCAAGGCGAAGGGGGAGGGGGGAGGAAAGGUGAGGGGGAGGACGGCAAGGGUGGAGGCGAGGGAGAGGCGAGGGCAGGUGAGGGCGGGAAGGGCAGUGGCGCCAGCAUGGAUGGUGGAGCCAAGCAGGGUGCACCAGGCGCAAGUGCCUCGCCUGGCUGUGCGUUGUCGCGACGUGCGGCACAUGCGGUGUUUUGGAGCCGCAACAGCGACGCCAUCACGGCCGCCAACGCACUCCGAGCGUACGACGCUGCUGUCAGAGGCACGAGGGGCAGGGGGGGGCGCGCAGCACAGGCGGCCGGGGCGGAGGGCAGCAAGAGCAGGGCGGGCGCAGGGGGGUUUGGAGGAGCGGGCGAGCGGUUCUGCCGGCGGUUCUUCCUGCAUGAGCGCAGCAUGCGCGAGAUGUCGCAGCUGGCGCAGCAGCUGUCGCGCGUCCUCGUAUCGGGCCAGCGCGCCCACGUGCUCCAGUCCUUCCUCUCCCUCGCCCUCUCCUCCCCCACCCGCCCUGCCGCGCCUGUCCCUCUCACUCUCCUGGUGGAGCGAGGGGAGGAGCUGUGGGCGGGGAGGGAGAGGGGCGUGGAGGGGCGGGUGGAGCCGGGGUUGAGGGAGUGGGAGGAGGGGCUGUUGAGGCGGGGGCUGGCUGCGGGCUGGGCGGACCGCAUGGCCCGCAAGCUGGCACCGGGCGACAAACCUGCAGCAAGUGCUACAGCUGCUGCUCACAACCUACCGAAACGUGCCGUGCAGUACGAGACACUGUUCAUGGACGAGCCCGUCCUCCUCCACCCGCGCAGCGCCGUGUUCCGCUUGGCCCCUCCCCUGGUGCUGUUCAACGAGGUGGUGCAGACUGACACGCGCCCCUUCCUCGUUGGCACCACCGCCGUCGACCCCGCCUGUCUGCCCGCCUGCUGCCCCGCGCUCUGCUCGCUCUCCAAGCCGCUGUCCGACCCGCCCCCGCGCUACCACCCGCCCUCGGACCGCAUCCUGGCGUCCGUCUCCGCUGUGUACGGCCCCAAGCGCUGGGCGCUGCCGCCGUGCACCGUGGACCUGGAGGGGGGCAGGGAGCGCGUUGCCGUGUUCGCGUGCGCGCUGCUGCAGGGGCACGUGCUGGCAGCCGUGAAGCGGUUACAUGGGGUGCUGGCUGGUAACCCUGCGAGCUUGCUGCGGCCAGAGGGGCUGGCUCAGAGGCGGGCGGCUGACCUGGUGCAUAAGCUGCUGGCGGGGGUGAGGGGGGGGAGGGGGAAAGGGGGGAGGAAUGGGAGUGGUGGUGGUGAGGGAGAGGGGGGUGUGAGGGGACCUGUUGACAGUAAGGCGAAGCUGAGGGCUGCUUGGGAGUGUGACAGUGAGUUUUUGAAGGCGGAGGUGAGGAUGUGGGUGCGAGCAGGGCAGGAGGGGGUGGUUGAUGGGUUGUGGCCGGAGAUUGUGAAGGAAGUGGCUGUUGGAGGCAAGAAGAUGGAAGCAAGGAGAUUCAUGUAGUCAAGUCAUGUGACAAAAAUGUAGUCUGUAACAUUUGACAUCUGGUGGUUUGGAAGAUGUAUAGGUUGAAGUGUGCAAUUCACCAUGAAUAAAGAAAUACCAUGAAU
Messenger RNA from Closterium sp. NIES-67, 5449 nucleotides. Lineage: Eukaryota; Viridiplantae; Streptophyta; Zygnematophyceae; Desmidiales; Closteriaceae. The record is from the annotation of a GenBank genome assembly.